AUGACGAACUACCUCAUGGCCAAAAUCACUCAAGCGUGCGACGCUUCGAUGAAGAAAAAAUACCCGACCAGCCGACGUGCACCAGUUUAUUGGUGGAAUGAGCAAAUAGCGGACUUGCGACUGCAAUGCAACAGAGCGAGAAGAAACUACCAGCGUGCCAGAAGGUCUGAAAGCUUUACCGGCGAACAUGCUAUAUACAGAGCUAAACGCAAGGAGCUUAAACAAGCCAUUAAGCUCAGCAAGCGAAAGUGCUUUACUAGCUUGUGUGAAAGCGUCCAAAAUGACCCCUGGGGCUUAGCAUAUAAAGUUGUGACGAAAAGGCUGAAGGCGUCGGUUCGACCACAGGUAUUAUGCCCAAAUAAGCUGGAGACGAUAAUAAAGGCGUUAUUCCCAAUGCAACCAAGUUUUGCGAGAGAAAUCUUUCCUGCUACGAUGUUCGAGUUUCCCAUGGUGAGCACGGAAGAAGUACUUCUUGCGGCCAAGCGAUUUAAAGAUAAAAAAUCACCGGGGCCGGAUGCAAUUCCAAAUCGUGUCCUCAAGCUUGCUGUAGCUGCGAACCCUAAAGUGUUCGUCGAUAGUUUUAACGAAUGCUUUAAAGAAGGAGUAUUUCCAGAUGCAUGGAAGCGCCAGCGGCUAGUUCUAUUGCCGAAAACUGGGAAGCCACCAGAAGAUCCCUCAGCAUAUCGUCCUAUAUGCAUGUUGGAUACGACGGGCAAGUUGUUCGAACGCAUAAUCAGCGAUAGACUGCUAGAAGCAAUCGAGGAAAAGGGAGGCCUCUCAGAGACACAGUUCGGCUUCAGAAAGGGGCGGUCAACGGUAGAUGCAGCCAGUUUAGUAAAGCAGUUGGCGGAAGAUGCAAUCAGUGGCGAAAGGUGGAAGGGAGGAGCAAAGGAGUACUGCUUGCUUGUCACCCUCGAUGUAAAAAAUGCGUUCAACACAGCAAGUUGGAAACACAUAAACGCUGCUCUACGCAGAUUCGAGGUACCCGCAUACCUUCGCAAGAUUGUAGACAACUACCUAGCAAAUAGAGUGCUACUGUACAAUACGGAGAACGGUGUCAAAGAAUAUAAAGUCUCGGCUGGAGUACCACAGGGUUCGGUUCUGGGUCCAAUACUCUGGAAUAUCAUGUACGAUGGUGUACUCCGACUAUCCUUGCCAGAACGAGUGAAAAUUGUCGGAUUUGCUGACGACAUAGCGCUAGUGGUGGUAGCGAAGCAUCUAGAAGAAAUAAUUACCGCAGCAAAUAGUUCAAUCGUCCAGAUCCAAGCAUGGCUGGCCGAAACAGGACUGGAACUUGCGCACCAAAAAACCGAGACAGUUCUAGGUCAGUGCUACACACCCGAUAUUAAUUGCUACCGUCAGUAUAACAAUAUGCAAGUUUCCAGUGGCUAA
Messenger RNA from Rhagoletis zephyria (snowberry fruit fly), 1392 nucleotides. Its product is annotated as putative 115 kDa protein in type-1 retrotransposable element R1DM. Lineage: Eukaryota; Metazoa; Arthropoda; Insecta; Diptera; Tephritidae. The record is from RefSeq and is a predicted model, not a curated record.